AUGUCUGCACUGAGACCUGCAAAGCAAGGCUCUCUGAGACUUGUGAAGGGUGCUCUGAACAACCUUAGAAACCAACCUGCCAAAGCAGCUAUUAUCCGGUCUCUGUCGUCGACAAGCCGCCAGUCGCCGGUACAUCCGAGGAUUCCUCAAUCGCAGAAGCUAUUCGCAAAACAAAUUGAACUCGCACUGCCAGCCCGCCGAGCUUUCUCUGCGAGCGCAGUUGCCCAACAUGGUCACCUAGACCCUCCAAAGCCUGGAGAAGAGUUAUAUAUCACCUUCAUAGACAAGGACGGAGAUGAGCACAAAAUUGCUGUUAACAAGGGGGAUAAUUUGUUGACCAUUGCACAAGCUCAUGAUAUCGAGAUGGAAGGUGCAUGCGAAGGAUCCUGCGCCUGUUCAACGUGCCAUGUCAUAGUCGAAGAUGAAGAGCUAUACGACAAAAUACCAGAGGCGACUGACGACGAGAAUGAUAUGUUGGACCUCGCAUUUGGGUUGACGGAGACUUCAAGGUUGGGGUGUCAGAUUGUUAUGACGCCUGAACUGAAUGGACUUCGAGUUAAGCUUCCAAAUGCUACAAGAAACAUGCAGGCCAGCAACUUCAAGUAG
This is a messenger RNA of Venustampulla echinocandica, 606 nucleotides long. RefSeq lists its product as uncharacterized. The record is from RefSeq and is a predicted model, not a curated record. The coding region runs from base 1 to 606 and encodes 201 amino acids. Gene Ontology annotation, biological process: P450-containing electron transport chain; positive regulation of oxidoreductase activity. Gene Ontology annotation, cellular component: mitochondrion. Gene Ontology annotation, molecular function: 2 iron, 2 sulfur cluster binding. The transcript has 3 exons. NCBI's taxonomy places the organism in Eukaryota, Fungi, Ascomycota, Leotiomycetes, Helotiales, Pleuroascaceae.